Molecule: messenger RNA, 1779 nt
Organism: Styela clava
Lineage: Eukaryota; Metazoa; Chordata; Ascidiacea; Stolidobranchia; Styelidae
Source: RefSeq, a predicted model, not a curated record
AUGCCUCUUGAAAAAGCCAAAUACACCUUGGAUAUACUAAAUAUCAGUUGGAACAAGGAUCUUGGCACUGCAGGCGUAAGUGAAGUUGGAUUAGUUGUCUCAAAAUGUCAGGUAAGAGAAUUGUCGGCUUGGGAUUGCAAUCUGACAGCAGAAGGAAUGAAAGCAUUCAAGGAAAACACUGGUAAUGCAAAGAUCAAGAGCUUGGAUCUGAGUUGGAACAAAGUCAGCAAACUCGGAGAUGAAGGAUUAUCUACAAUCAGUGAAAUUGUUCGUCAAUGUCAGGUUGAAAAAUUGCUGAUGUGGGUAUGUGGCUUCAACAAUGAUCAGUUGAAAAGAUUCGAAGCACUGAUUGCUGAUACUGGGGUUGAGUUCGAUGGCUUCUAGUGAGUCACAGACGCCGUAUCCGAGGAUGAUUUUAUUGGAAUAUUUGAUUUAAAAUUAUAUUUGUUCCACAUUUCUUCAGUAUGUCUGUCUGAGAUAAUCACUUUUCGUUUUGUUUCAAAAUUUUCGAGCAAUUUGUUUUUAAUUAUUUUUUUCAAUUCUGUCUAUAAUAUUUAGCAAGUAUGGUCCGUUUAUCGCAUUAUGUCUUAUGGAAAUUUCUUUUGAUUUUCAUUUAUUUCAUCAAAUAUUUCAGUCAGGGAUUCCGAAUAAUUAACUAGUUGCAAACAAUGAACAAUGAUAUAACUGUUAUCUACAACCUGGCUAUUUUACCAAACAUUUUAUGCCCACGGAUUGCCGUGUUAGACUAUUAUUGCUUUUAUAUUUUCGUAAGUAUGAAAAUACGAAUCAAAAAUUAAUUAUCGGACAUUUUACGACACUUUUUAUGUCAAUAGAUGGCCGUGAAAUUAGGCUGGCUAAUGCAUUUAUUUUUAACCAUGAGUUAUGUUGAAAGAAGCUAAAUUAAUACGGCAAGGCAUUUUAAAUGCUGGUAUCGGUCAUUGAUUUGAAUAUUUUGCUCAACAGAAAAUCAUCCUAAUAAAAAGUCGAUACUUUCAAAUAUUUGCCAAAAAUCGAAAAAAGUAUAAAUUAUAUUUUUCAAAAAAUCAACUUGUUUUUACCGACUUGGGACAAUUUAUUUGAUAUCGUAACAUUUGCAGCUUUAUAUAAUUUUCAAAUUUUUGACGUAAUGCAAAUGAAUGCGUAACUAAAAACACUAUGUCGCUGGAGAGGCAACUAGCAAAAAUUAUGAAAUACCAUUGAGCGCAAAACAUGGAGUAGCAACCGAAUGCUGGCUGUACGCUUGACAUAAAUGAUAUUCCCCAAUAAAUUUUCCAAUGCCAAUAAAAAUACUUUAAUAGAUGGAACCAUUUUUGAACAAAGAUGUAACAUCUCUUCCUCAAGGCUGGUUUCAAGCCGAUUUGGCCGCUUUUAUCAAAUUGGGCCCCGCACCCUGCGCUAGUCUUUUUCUGUAUUAUUUAUCUGCAUUAUGAGAUACAAAAUACUGCUGAAAACGUAAAAUAUAAAGUGAAAUAAUCUUUCUCAUAAUAUUGAUUUGUUAUGCAUGGUAAAUUUAGUAAAUUAUCGUUAUGUCGCCAUAAGCAAUUGAAAGACUCAACAGUUUGUCAAUGCUUCUUAUAGAAAGCAAAAUUGCUGAAGCUGUUGAUUUUAAAUGAAUUUGCUGAUAAAAUGGCUAGAAAAGUAUUUUUCUGAAAGAGUAUAAUGAAAUUGCCUAUUUUGCAUUUCUUGAUGUUAAAAGUAAAACAAUAAAAACAUCCUAUUACCUUAAAUUUGUUUUAUAGCAAGUAUUAAAUGUUUAUUUAUUUUUUUAUAUAAAGACCC